AUGGUGAUCAGAGCAGGUGAAGCUGUGGCGUGUGAGUACUGCGGGGAUAACCAGGCAACACUCUACUGCCGGGCCGAUUCCGCCAAGCUGUGUUUGUCAUGUGACCACAACGUCCACUCAGCCAACGCCCUCUCCAAGAAGCAUCUCCGCUCGCAGAUCUGUGACAACUGCGGGUCGGAGCCCGUUUCUGUGAGGUGUGUCACCGACAACUUGGUGUUGUGCCAAGAGUGUGAUUGGGAUGCCCAUGGUAGCUGCAAUGCGUCCGCCUCGCACGACCGUGUUCCGGUCGAGGAAUUUUCGGGUUGCCCGUCGGCGCUAGAGCUGGCUUCGGCCUGGGGAUUGGAAAUUGAGGACAAGAAACCGUCGAGUUUGACUUCGGGUUCGGACCCGGGAUGGUUGGGUGGUGGGUUGUUGGAAUCUUGGAUGAGUAAGGAUGGUUUGUCCAGCUCGGUGAAUCUGCAGGAUCUGAUUGUGCCGAACGGUAAUUCGGUAGUUUACUCAAAUUGUGGUGGAGAUAUGAUGAAGAAGGGAAGCCGUGACUGUGGGAAGCAGAAGCAGGUGAUUCUGAAGCAAUUACUGGAGUUAUAUAAUCAGGAAUUGGCUGAUGGCGGUGGGGAGGAGGAUGUUGGGCCGGGCACGCCAAGGUAUCAGGGGAAUAAGAGUGGGCAAUACCAGGAACAACCACAAGAGAAGCAGCAGCAGCAAAAUGGGAGUUUUACUUCAUUGCUAAUGAUGCAAAAGCCCCUUAAUCCGAAAGAGGAAGAGAACAUGAUAUGGAAUAGAAGCAGCACAUCACAUCAUAGCGCACAGAUAUGGGAUUUUAAUUUGGGGCAAUUGAGAGGCCAAGAGGAUUCUAGUGCGCUAGAAUUGGAUUACGGUGCAAGUGACCAAUACAUGGUGCAAAAUUAUGGAAAACUACUAAAAGGUGCUUCCUUGGCAACUAGACGAGGAGUAGCAUUCCCUGGAGUAAACUUUCCAAUUGCACAUGAGAAUGCCAUACCGUUUAAUAGUACCUCAAAAUCGUGUUCAGGUUUAGCUAUGCCCAAUUGCUCUGGUGGCUCAAAAGACAUCCAUUUCGUAGAUCAUUCUGUUUUGGGGAAAAACGAAAGCACGACAGCAGCAAUAAUCAAAACUGAUAUGGAGCUUCUGGCAAAGAACAGAGGCAAGGCUAUGCAACGUUACAAGGAAAAGAAGAAAACCCGGAGAUAUGAUAAGCAUAUACGGUAUGAAUCAAGGAAAGAAAGAGCUGAUACAAGGAAACGAUUCAAAGGUCGAUUUGUGAAGGCUAGUGAAGCUCCAGAUGGAUAG
This is a messenger RNA of Fraxinus pennsylvanica, 1308 nucleotides long. The record is from the annotation of a GenBank genome assembly. NCBI's taxonomy places the organism in Eukaryota, Viridiplantae, Streptophyta, Magnoliopsida, Lamiales, Oleaceae.